AUGCCUGGACGUACGCUUCCAACCUUCACCCGUGCUGAGGUCGAAGAGCACAAUUCGGGGGACUCUUGCUAUGUCACCAUUGGCAACAAGGUCUACGAUAUCACCGAUUUCAUUGAGGACCAUCCUGGCGGUCCCGAAUACGUUCUCGAAUAUGCCGGCCGCGAUAUUGAAAAGAUCCUCAAAGAUUCUGAUUCGCACACACAUUCUGACUCUGCCUACGAAAUCCUCGAUGAGAGCCUAGUCGGAUUUCUCGUAUCCGAAAAGUCCGUCAACGGACAUGCCAACGGCAAUGGCAAUGCGAAACUGUCCAACGGGGAUGCCAAUGCCACAGUCCACCCUCGGACCGGAAUGUCCUGCGAGGAGGAUUUGAGCAAGGAAACAGAUUACAACAUGGACUAUAAGAAGAACAAGUUUCUGGACUUGAACCGCCCUCUUUUUCCUCAGCUUUGGUUCGGUGGAUUCACUAAAGAAUUCUACCUGGAUCAAGUCCAUCGUCCUAGACAUUACAAGGGCGGCCAAUCCGCACCGCUGUUUGGAAACUUUCUUGAACCUCUUUCCAAGACAGCUUGGUAUGUGGUUCCUCUUAUUUGGCUGCCAUGCAUUGCAUAUGGCACCAACGUUGCUGCUCAAGGCUUUGACAACCAACUGUACACUCUUGGUUACUGGGUCUUUGGUGUCUUCUUCUGGACUAUUAUUGAAUACGUUCUGCACCGCUUCUUGUUCCACCUUGACUAUUACCUGCCUGAUAACCGCGUAGGAAUAUGUCUUCACUUUGUCCUCCAUGGUAUCCACCAUUAUCUACCAAUGGAUAGAUACCGUCUUGUUAUGCCACCCACUCUCUUCGCUGCUCUGGCUGCUCCUUUCUGGUGGGUGGCUCACAGCAUCCUUUGCCACAACUGGUAUGCUGCUGUAGCAGCCUACUGUGGAGGCGUCUUUGGAUAUGUCUGCUACGAUCUGACGCACUACUUCCUUCACCACCAAGACUUGCCUCUGUGGUACAAGGACCUCAAGAAGUACCAUCUUGCUCAUCACUUUCUCGACUACGAGCUUGGUUUCGGCGUCACCAGUAGAUUCUGGGACACCAUUUUCGGCACUGAGCUUAUUUACGACACCAAGAAGACAAAAUAA
Molecule: messenger RNA, 1128 nt
Organism: Fusarium poae
Lineage: Eukaryota; Fungi; Ascomycota; Sordariomycetes; Hypocreales; Nectriaceae
Exons: 2
Coding region: 1-1128 (375 amino acids)
Biological process (GO): lipid biosynthetic process; fatty acid metabolic process
Cellular component (GO): endoplasmic reticulum; membrane
Molecular function (GO): fatty acid 2-hydroxylase activity; heme binding; iron ion binding
Source: RefSeq, a predicted model, not a curated record